GCAGAGCAGGGGAAAGCGGUCGUUAUCGGAUGACGUAGCACGCGUGCCAGUUUCUCGCUAUCUCAAACGGCCGUCGGUGUAAAAUCUCCUUCUAGACCCGGUGCCCAGCAAGACUGUUUGUCAUUCGUCCUGGAGAGCUAAGUGACCAAAGCUUUUUCGGCGCAUCACCUUUCAUCAUCGAAAAACCGGAGGUAUCGGCAAUGAGCCCUUCUGCCACGAGCCAGAUCGACGUCCGCGCGGUCGUCGACGAGGCGGUCGCAUCUCGAGCCGAGGCUUUGCACGCCGUGGGUCGCUUCCUGUGGGAGAACCCGGAGACGCGCUUCGAGGAGCACAAGGCGCACGACACGCUCUGCGUCUUCCUCGAGAGCGAAGGUUUCGACGUGCGGCGACACCACGUCCUGCGCACGGCCUUCCGCGCGGAGUACGGGGCCGGUUCUCCUGUGGUGGCGCUACUGUGCGAGUACGACGCCCUUCCCGGCCUUGGCCACGCCUGCGGACACAACCUGAUCGCUGAGAGCGCAGUCAGCGCUGCGGUCGCAGCGAGGGAGCUCAUCCGACGGAGUGAGUUGUGCGAGGCACCGGUAAAGGGAAAGAUAGUAGUGCUUGGAACGCCUGCCGAAGAAGGCGGCAUGGGUAAAGAGCUGCUGCUGCGUGCCGGGGCACUGGACGAUGUCGACGCCGCGCUCAUGGCGCAUCCUGAGAACAGGGCAGUCCUACGACUCCACCUGUCGGCAAGAUGCGGAGUCAGCGUGACCUUUGACACCAUCGAUGCUCCGGACGGGGAACGGCAGGCCAGCGCCAUGGACGCCUCUGUGCUCGCUUACCACAAUAUGUCCCUCCUGAGAGCCAGUAUGGACCCAGAGUGUCGAAUGCACGGUGUGCUCAGCACCGAGACGAAGACCGGCUUCGAUGUUCGCCGUAGCCGGCUGGACAUGAACGUGCGGGCGCCCAACACCGAGCGUGUCCUGCAGAUGCGGCGCGACAUCGAGGCCUGCGCUAACGCGGCAGCCAAGGCCACGGGCUGUCACGUCACCAUCGCCGAGAUGGGACCACUCUGCAAGCACAUGAACUACAACGAAUCCUUGCUGAGGAUAUUCCAGAAGCACGCCGACGAGUACGGAAUGACCUUCAACGACGGCCCCGUGAUAACGGGCUCCACCUCCGACGUGGGCAACGUGUCUCACCGGCUGCCCACCAUCCACCCUGUGUACCGCAUCGAGUCUGCCACCUUCAACCACACGACAGAGUUCUGCCGCGUCGCCGGCACGAGGAAGGCGCAGGAAACAGCGCUGCUCAUUGGCAAGAUGCUGGCGCUCACAGCCUUUGACCUGCUGCGCGACCCGCGUCACCUCGAAUGUGCUAAGAAAGAGUUCGACGGAUGCGCUGCGCUCGUCGUGUGAACCGUAGACGCUAGUUCAUACUACACCGAUUCAUUCGCAUUCUGUAUCUACGGAGUAAGAUGUGCGGGAGUUCCAACCGCGCAGUGCGUCUCGGUGCAUUCGCGAAACGCCCUAGCUGCUAUAAGCUAUUACAUAGCGUGCUCAACAUUUCUGUCAGUGCCUUCUAAAUAACAAAACGCACGCGCGCAUUUGGGAAGUGACGUCAUGCAGGAAGGCGGGAAGCCCGCGAAAUUCUAUGAGGUACAGCAAUGACAAUCAUUGGACUUGUUGUUGUUUUGUCGGAGGCGUAUGCUUGAAGGCAAUGAGGUUCGGCCUUUCGAUAUCACGUCACCCUGAGACCACGGGAAUCUCUAUCUGUCAUCUCUAGGCAUUAUAAGGUGUCGGAUUCCACAAUAACCGCAAGGUAUUUUUUUUCUUUGGAGCCGUAGCGCCACACAAGUGGACCGAGAGUCGGUACACGGGGUUAGGUAGGUAUACGGCUACGAUCUACUGAAUGAGCAUGUAUAGCGUUCCUGCUUUUCCCGCACCACGUUUGGCAAUAAAUAAAUUCCGCCAGGACCCAUCUCACAAUGAAUGUCGACGUCAAUGCGAUUAGCAUUCAAGCAAUGUAGUGACACACUGCAAUGCCAUCGCUGAGAUGCGCCAGGCGGGAGCCAUGCACUCCAGGCAGGCUCCUCUCUCGAUAUUUCCUCUGGACUCGUUGCGCCAUCUAACGGCGCGCCCGCGAAGUCCUCCUCAUUUUGCGUGGCCUCCGAGAUCGCGCCAACAUUGCGCCGCUGCUUCUUAACGCUGAGAAGUAAUCACUCACUGCCCGCGGGCAGUCAUGGGGCAGCGUUAAAGCGCCGGGGUGCUGUGCUUAAGGAAUUCGGCUAACGCAGGUUAGAUUCCACCGAGGAGCGGAGGAACUUCGAAGAAUUUUUAUAGCGAUUAGCAUUUUUAACCUACCUAAGCCAUUUCGCGAAUAUCUAUAUCAAUCCACCUAUCUAUCUGUGUAGCCUCUUUACGCCGUUCUUCAACAAAAAGAAAAAAAAAAAAGGUUCUUUAAAUUUCUCUGAUUUUGGGAGAAUUCAAACUCGCGUUUCUCGGGUUCCUUGAGCACAACCACCCAAGGCUUUAGUGUGGCGCCACCAACCUCCUUGGGCACCACGAACACGCGCGAGCCGGGAGGGAUUAUUUCUUGAUGUUGGAAUGCACCGGCACGCCAUCGGUGCCAUUUCAGAAGUGGACAUCGCGCGCGCUCUGCUAGAUUGCGUAGCGUGUCUAGCAGAAAGCCCGGCGGCAAUUCACGGCUUCUAAUACGUGACGCGUUUAAGCGAUGGCAGUACGGUCAGUCGCUACGUUUUCUCGAACGCUAAUUGCAUUAAGGUCCACAGCCAUCAUGCUUUGGGUUCUGUCAGAAUUUUAUUUUAAUUGAAGAGCGGCGUGAAGAUGCUAUAGGAUAUACAGACAGAUAGACACGAAGUGGCUUAAGUAGGCUAAGAAUGCUAAUCGCAUUAAAUGUCUAUAGCCUGCUCGAGUUGGAACUGCGGCUCCAAACGCACAGGCCAUGUGUGAGCUAGGUAGUAAUGAUUCUACUUAUUUUUUUAUAUUCCUCUUACUCGAUCUGUUCGGCAGCGACAGCUUUUAUAUGACCUCAUGCCUGGUGUGUUCUUCGUGCGUAGUUUUGUGCAUGAUAGCAUUUCUCCGGAGCAGCGUGCUAGGCGAGCAGGCAGGCAAACCUAUUUAGAUAUAAUUUCCGGGCGUUGAAGUUUAGUGAAAUUUUAGUCACCAAGGUUAUUGCACGAUUCACGCCAUGCUGAUCACUAUAAAACCCCCUUAAGUUUGUCGCAGUUUUACCAUAAUAUAACAAGGACGGAUGCAUGCAGUCAUCGACCGCCGCGGUGAGAGAGGAGGAGGAGGAGGAGGAAAGAGAGAAGGCAGGCAUGUUGACCCAGAAAUGCGUUUGGUUGGAUACCCUACACUGGGGGACGCGAAAGAGGGAAUAGAAAGGUGACAUAUAGAGAGGAGGGGUUUGGGAGGAAGGACGCAGUGAGCUCGCGCACGCACACGGAGGGCGUGAGCGAAGUGUGUCAGCAACUUAACAUCUAGAGUAAAGAAUCGAAUAAUGCCAUAUUCGAGUCGGUCUUCGAAUCGAAUAGUCACUAUUCGUAAAUACGAAUACUUUUGCAUAUUUUUCGAACAGCCGAAGUCAUGUAGUGUGUCCAAUCAAGCAUACAAUUGGAGUGAAAUUACGAUAAGCUUCCUCCCGGUGGCCGAAGUACUAUAGACAUAAAACACGAGAAGUUUCGUACUAGCCCAACAGUCAGACCUCCAGUUGCGUAUAGCCCGAGAAAUUUGAGUUGCGCCCUCUUGCGUGUGACGUCAGCUAGGGCAAUGCGCGCGCUCGCUACGCCAGGGCUGGUUUGCGCGGACGGUUGACCUGCCCUACUAGAGUCCUUGAAAUCUUAAACUGCAGGUUAGUGGUACAGUACGCAUGGAAUAUUCUAGAACACUAUUCCUCGCAAAAUCCGGCGGAGUCGCCGUAGGAACUACGGCAACUACGGCGUAUGGAUUGCUCCUGGUGUCGUCUGAUAUUCAUCAAUGUGUACAUGUAUAUGUGUACGGCGUGGGCAUCUUGUCAAGACUGUUCCGCGGUCGUAGUGCACUCAUAUUGGCGUCGUAUUUUUUUUGUUUGACGGCGAUAAGCUACAGAAUUUGACUUUCGAUCGCCCUGUCAGCGCUGUAAUAAAGUUCUUGCCUUUGUACAGUUCUUACCUUUGUCCACCGCUCCAUGCGUGGUCAGUCGCACGCUCCGUUGGCCACGGACCCACGGAACUUAGUUGCGGCCGAGCGCUUUAAGCUGGCCACAAAAGACGUGCGAUACCGUUCUCAAGAAAUUAGGUGGUCACUGCAGUGCAUCCAUACAUCCAGUGCUUUAGCGGAAUUGCAGCAAAAUGCUGUACUUUGCUGCAUUGUGGCAUUAGGUAAGUGAUGGAUCAACAGCUUUAUAUGAUCCUGUAGGACGCACGCCGAACCUGCUCAGAAAACACGAAGAAGUUGUGAAAACCGAAAAUGCGCGGUUGAGUGUGAGAUCCGAAGUUUGCUUGAACUUUUUGUGCCUCUUUCACUUACCAUAGCUAUAGAUAGGUUCCCCGAUUUUCGCGAAAAAGAAUAAGCAAAAAUAAAAUAGCAUAAACGAAAAGCUAAAAGAAAGGUGAUGUAUGAGUAGUGUAUAUGACCCAUCCAUUGCACUUAGAGGGUUGCUGUCAAUGUUAGCUAGGAAACCGACCAAACUAGACGCAUCGAAGCCCUUUCGUCUACGUUUUAAAUGCGUAUCGCCAACUGCCCAUCUGCAAGCUUGCAGCGGUUUGUAAAUGUCUCGAACGUCUGGUAGAAGGGCGGAAAAAGUUAGGGAUAAAAACAUGGAGUACGCUUAAGCUUCGCCUUUAAGAGUGGAACGCGAUAGCUUUAUUGGACGCCAUUGACACCGACACCGUAUUUUCUGCGACAUGGGGCCCGAUCAAAAUUUAGAAAGGCUCGGUUUUCAACACUCUCCUCAAUGUUGCCUAGAACCAAAGUACAGCAGAACACCAUCAGAAUUGGAGGACGCUUAAGCUUCGCCUUUAAAAGUGGAACGCGAUAGCAUUCAAAGAUCCCUGGCUGCUUAGCAGUCUUUUUUCUCGUAUAUUUAAAUUACAAUCCGACGCUAUCACGUCUGUAGGUUGUGGUUAAGUCGUACGUUACGAUUUUUCUGACGGAUUUUACUUUGAGAAAUUCAAUUUUUGUUCACCAACGCCAUGCGCCACGCGGAGGGCCUGUGUGGUUGGGGUGGUUGGGGAUGAUGUGGUUUGGAAUGAUUAUUUCCGCCAGACGCCGAUGCUUAACGCCGACACCG
This is a messenger RNA of Dermacentor silvarum, 5274 nucleotides long. RefSeq names its product xaa-Arg dipeptidase. The record is from RefSeq and is a predicted model, not a curated record. The transcript has 7 exons. The coding region runs from base 201 to 1400 and encodes 399 amino acids. NCBI's taxonomy places the organism in Eukaryota, Metazoa, Arthropoda, Arachnida, Ixodida, Ixodidae. Gene Ontology annotation, molecular function: dipeptidase activity.